AUUUCUAUAGAUAUAUUAUAGUUCUGCAGAAGCAGACAUGGCGUGAUAUUGAUUUGGCUCAUAUCUCAUAUAUGUUUGCUUCAUAUCAAUAUAUAUAUAAGGCUCUGAGGAGGAAGAGAGACGAGCCGAAUCAAUAUCACUCUUGUAUGCCUUUUGCGUCUAAAUUUAUAUGUGCGCAUAGCUCUCCUUCCUUUCUAUAUAAUUUAUAUCUUGAAUUUGUGCAUCUUAAAUUGUGAAUUUAUAUAUAUAGCAUGCAUGUUUAUAUCUUGACUACUACUACAAAUAAACUGGAAGUUUUAUGUCGUUAGUUAGUGUUAGAUAUUCAUACAACAUCUUAUCAAUAAUUUUGCAUACAAUUUAGAACACAAUAAACAAUUAAAGAAUAUAGAAAACAAACAUGAUUCAACAUGGAGAAAACGUGAAUUGUUAGUACAAUUCCAACCAACUAAGUCUUCUUCCUUAGGAUCUUUAUUUCUAAAAAUAGAUUAUCAAAUUACAGAAUAGUGAUGAAGCUAUUUAUAUAUAUAUAUAUAUAUAUAUAGAGAGAGAGAGAGUUAGGGAUGAGACUUAGCUUAUAUUAAUCUAGUUGGACUUAGCCUGAUCAUCAAAUGUUUCAGUUAACUAGAAAGUCCACCUCAACUAGACUACUAUAGAUACUAAGAGUAGUCCCAACCGGUGAUGUAUAAUACAUUAUCCCUCAAAAUUUUGAAGAAUCAUCACCAAAAAUAUUCUUCAUUGGAUGUUGUAGAAUAGCUCUAUAAUUUAACUAUGCUACAGUACAUUUCUACAUUUAGAGACAAAUUUUACCAUUCUUCAAACAUUUUUAACUAUUUUUUUUGUACUUUGCUUUUUGGUCUAUCUCUUUCUCUCUCAUCUUUUUUAUAUUUAAAUAAUAAAUAAUAUUUUUAAAUAUAAUGUUUAAAUAAUGUUAAGAAAAAAUAUAGAGAAUCUGAUGUAUGAUGUAAUAUAAAAGUUUGAGGUAAAAUAGAAAAAGUAAGUUUUUUGUGAGGUAUUUUGAAGGAUAGAGUAGAGUACCUAUUGGGAGUGUUCUAAGCCCAUAAACAAGAGAUUACUAAAAUUAAAGGGAUAUUUACACAAUUCAUUACAAUGUCUUUUUUAUUUACUAUAUUAAUACCUUCCAACAUAUUUUCAUUUUUAUAUACAUAUACUAACCGAUUUUGGAUUUUAAUUACUAUGAUUGUAUAUUUUUUUUCUCAUACUGAUUUUGUAUUAUCUAUUACUUUCCGUGAUAUAAGUUUAUAUAUUUAUUACUUACCUUUUAAAACUUGGUUGUCUUUUUGUUUUUAUUCAAUUAAAUUCCUGAACACUUUUUAAAAAAGCUUCUGCCAUUUUGUUUCCCCAAUAAUUUUUUUUUCCAAUUUCAAAAACAAAACCCCAAAAUUCAUUCUCUUUCUAUUCCUUACCGUGAUCAUUUACCCCCAAACCCAUUUUUUUUCUUCUGCCAGUUCCUUUACCCGGAAAAUGCUUGUUUUCCCAUUUCAAAAAUAAAACCCCAUAAUUCCUUCUCUUUCCAUUCCUUAUCGUGAACCCUUACUCCCAAAUCCAUUUUUGAUUUUUCAUCAUCCAUUGCCAUGGUCUCAACUGGGAGUGCCGGAGACAAUCUAUCCAUUGAGUCGCUGGAGAAGGUUGGUCCGAUCGAUGAUGACUUUGAAACCGACAAGUCUGAUGAUGAUAGAGAUUCUCCACCGAGUGUGAAGAUGCAUGCAACUCUAAAGAAGAUGAAAACUAGAUCACCCCCCUCUGUUAAACCUAGAACUAAUAAGAAGUUGAAAAUUGUUGAUGAAGCUGUGCUUGUUCAAGACGCAAUUUCUGAUUCCGACCCAAUCCCCGAAUCCCAAUUGAUAAAGGAUUGGGAAUUUUUUUCAGACCUGAGAAUGGACCAUAAACUCAUUGCUGUUAUCAUACUUUGUUUGUCUUGGAAUACAUGCCCAGUUUUUAUGUUCUUAAUCUCCCGAUCCCCAUACAAGAAUGGAUCAUCAUCAUUUUCAUCUGCAGCCACUAUUUGUUCUUCAUUGUUUAUUAUUGAUAUGGCUAGAUUAUGUGCUGCCCCAUUCCAGUGUGGUUCAUGUAUAAGAAAUCCCCCCAUACUAACCUGAUUUAUCAAAAGGAAAACAUUUUUGUUAAAUAUUUGAUAACAAUCGCAAUUUAUAUUGGAAAGUGUUGUAAUGUUUAUUUUUUUGGAUGUUUUUGGGUAAAAAAAGAUUUUACCUGAUUGUCUUGUCUUGAACAUUCCCCCACGCUUUGUGUGUUUUGUACUUGGGUAUUGUCGAAACUUACCAGCAAACGGUAUACUGUUUCAUCAAAAUGUUUCUUAUGUAGUUCCAUGAAAAACUUUACUGUGUCAUCAUCAUCUAUUACCAUCGGUGGUAAUGAUGGAUUUGGUUAGAACUUAAUUUGUACAGCUGUGUUUUUACUUUGUACCUUCAUUUUUUUAGUGAUCAUUGUACUCAAUUGAAGAAAAGUACAGUCACUAGGAAGUAAGAUCCCAGUUACCUCAAAAUCUUUAUAAGUACACCGAUUUUCCCAAAUACCAUUGUAGUAAAUGUACACAGUUGUCAUAUUGGUGUGUCCUGUUUUCAUAAAUUAAACAGUAAGUCAAAUUUUAGAUAAUUAACAUUGUAUUUCUUUACUUAUUUCAUUUUUUUUCACACGAUAU
Molecule: messenger RNA, 2677 nt
Organism: Humulus lupulus (European hop)
Lineage: Eukaryota; Viridiplantae; Streptophyta; Magnoliopsida; Rosales; Cannabaceae
Exons: 2
Coding region: 1593-2117 (174 amino acids)
Source: RefSeq, a predicted model, not a curated record